Messenger RNA from Racocetra persica, 398 nucleotides. NCBI's taxonomy places the organism in Eukaryota, Fungi, Glomeromycota, Glomeromycetes, Diversisporales, Gigasporaceae. The record is from the annotation of a GenBank genome assembly.
AUGGAAAACGAAGACAACUUUGAACUCACUGAAGAACACUUUUCAAGUAUUGAAUUACAUAAUAAAGAUUUAGCUAUUGUAAUGGAUGAACAAACAGUUGGCAGUUGGGAUGAACUUGAUUUUGUUGAAUUAUAUAAUGAGGAUUCGGCUAUAAUAGUUGGUGAACCAGGAGUUGGACAAACAGCUGGCAAUUGGAAUGAACUUGAUUGUAAUGAAUUAUAUAAUGAGGAUUCAGCUAUAAUAGUUAGUGAACUUGAUUGUAAUGAAUUAUAUAAUGAGGAUUCGGCUAACAUAAUGAAUGAACCAGCAGCUGGGCAAAUAUUUGGAAGUUGGAAUGAACUUGACCGUUUCAUAUCUUUCUAUGCAAAAUCACAAAAUUUUGUGAGUGUUAUACGUGG